Messenger RNA from Trypanosoma theileri, 2520 nucleotides. RefSeq names its product C-terminal motor kinesin. Lineage: Eukaryota; Euglenozoa; Kinetoplastea; Trypanosomatida; Trypanosomatidae. The coding region runs from base 1 to 2520 and encodes 839 amino acids. The record is from RefSeq and is a predicted model, not a curated record. Gene Ontology annotation, biological process: microtubule-based movement. Gene Ontology annotation, molecular function: microtubule motor activity; ubiquitin binding; phosphatidylinositol binding. The transcript has a single exon.
AUGUCAGCAGCUCCAUCGUCUUUUGAGCAAGCACGAAAUCGUGUUGAGGUUACUCUGAGGAGCCUCUAUGCAAGUACAAAUGUCGAAGAGGAACGCGAAACGAUAAUGACAUUGGUAAAUUUGGUGCGGCAAGGUAAUGCAAAUAUUAUACUGGAUAAUUUGAAAGAGCAUCUCAAACGUGGACCUCCAUCCGAGCAAGAACGUAGUAUGACAAUCUUGGAUCAAUUAAUGUUGAAUUGUGGUCCUCAGUUUGCCGUUUUGUUGUCGUCAGAGAAAUGGACGGAACGUUUUUUUAAGGUCGCCAAACUUUCUACAAAUGAUACGGUUGUACGCAAAAUUAUGGCAACAAUUAUUUUAUGGUAUAAGCGAUACCGUACCAGUAGAUUUGAGCGUUGCCUUCAACGUUUUGCCCAAAGUAAGGCAUUGGGAGAUACUUUCAAUCAAGUCCAACAACAGGUGGAACUGGAGUUGCGUGCUUCUACACGUAACCGAAGAAGAAGUGGAGAUGCUGCACCACAGACGGCUGAUACACGUGAAGACAAUCAUCAGGCACUUAAUCAAAUGGAAACUUUUCUUCUUGAGGCUCAAGGAGAUCUUGCCUCACUUGAAUACGCCCUUGAGCAUCCUCAUAUCCUUCAUGAUGAUGAUAUCGCAAAGGAGUGUAAGCGACAUAAGUUUCAAUGCAUGCGGUUACUUGAGUCUGGUGAACAUGAGGAUAUUGCCCCUGAGCUCAUGCAGUUAAUUGAGCGCUUCUCGGAGGCGCUGGAGCUUUACGAGGCCAUGACGGGACUCGACAUGGGCGAAGGCGAGGCGGCGCGGCUGCGGGCGGUCUCCGGCGAUGGCACCAAUCCCGCCGAGGACAGUGACGAUGAGGAGCAUAAUAGACGGCUGCGUGAGCGAGUGGCCCCAAGACAGAAUGUGGAACAGGUCAUGUUGCAGGCACAGGAGGCUACACAACAAUUGGUGGAGAAGGAACGUUUGGAAAUGAUACAAUUACGGGCAGAUCAUGAGCAACUUCGACAGAAAUAUGAGGAAUUGCAAAACAAGUACAAGGAUGCAAAAUCAAAAAAUAAAGAUGCAGUACGUACCUUGGAGAGUUAUGUACUUCGUUUUGAAGAAUUACAAAGUCAAAUGGGAGCUGGUGGGGACCCCGCACUGGCAGGUGCAGGAGCCAGUGGUGCUGCUGCUGCAGCUGCUCAAUUAUCUAAACUGAAUUUCAAAGACCCAAUGAUGAAUUCAGCAAUUUCACCAGAAGAAGCGAUGACUAUGAGGGAUAAUGUUCAAGCUAUCCGUCGUUCUCUUCGUGAAAUUCGUGAGCAAUAUGUGAGUGAUAUAAAAAGAGAAAGUGCAUACUAUUCUUCACAGCUUACGUCUGCUAUUGCUUCUAUUGUUGCUGCAGCACAACAGGAACGUCAAGCUGAACACAAGGCUUUAUUGUGGACGCAGGAAUUAUAUAAGAAAGAGUUAAAACUUCGAAAACAAUAUUACAAUACCAUUCAAGAGUUAAAGGGUAAUAUUCGUGUUUACUGCCGUGUUCGUCCAAUGUUGCAGACUGAAUUAAAAGAUGGACAUAAGAAUGUUAUGCAAUUCCCAUCAACUGAUGAACUUAAAUUAGUCGAUCAAAAUGGUCGUCCAAAGUUAUAUGAAUUUGAUGAGGUAUAUCCACCUGAAGCUCCACAAUCUAAGGUAUUUGAGGAUACAUCCCCUCUUAUUGACAGUGUUGUGGAUGGUUAUAAUGUUUGUAUCUUUGCAUAUGGACAGACAGGAAGUGGUAAAACAUACACCAUGGGAGGAGGAGAUGGAGAAACAAAAGGUAUCAAUACACGGGCACUGGAACGACUGUUUGAAGUUAUAGAAGAACGUAAAGAGACAGAAACUUCUACAGUUACCAUUUCAGUACUUGAGAUUUAUUGUGAAAAUAUUCGUGAUUUACUGCACAAUGAUUCUAAACUCUCAUAUGAAGUAAAACAAGGAGGACCAUGUGGUACGUAUGUAACAAAUCUUUCUGAAGUACCAGUGAAAUCACCGGGAGAUAUUUACAAAAUUAUGGAACGUGCAAACCGAAAUCGAAGUGAAGGACAAACUAACAUGAAUGAACACUCUUCUCGUUCUCAUAUGAUUCUGUAUAUUAUCGUUCGUACAACAAAUAAACAGACAGGAAUGCAGAGCUAUGGAAAAUUAUCUUUGGUUGAUUUGGCAGGAAGUGAAAGACUUGAAAAGAGUGGAGCGGAAGGUCAACAACUGAAAGAGGCUGUGUCUAUUAAUAAAUCUCUAUCUGCUUUGGGAGAUGUUAUUUCUGGUCUUUCGCAGAAUGGAAAGCAUAUUCCUUUCCGAAAUUCCAUUUUAACAUUUCUUCUUCAAGAUUCCAUGGCUGGUCAAGCAAAGGUUUUAAUGUUUGCUUGUGUUAGCCCUGCAAGCUACAAUGUAAGUGAAUCGAAUAGCUCCUUACAGUUCGCUUCUCGUGCUCGUGGUGUUGCGUUUGGUCAGAUCAAGAAAAAUCCUGCAGUAGCAGCAGCUUGA